AUGGCAAACAAUAUAAAGAUCGAUGAACUAAAGGCACUUAUCCAUCAUAAGAGUAUGACGAAGAAUUUUGUAAAGGAUGUGAAAAAUAAUUAUGAAAUAAAAAGUAUAAAUUUUGGAAUUAUGAGUAAAGAAGAUAUAAUAAGAUAUUCUGAAGUUAAAAUAUUAAAUAGAGAGAUGUAUAAAAAUAAUAGCAAUGGUAUACCUUAUCCAUAUGGUGUAUUAGAUUUAAGGUUAGGAGCACAUAAAAGUAAUUCUAUAUGUGAAACAUGUAAAAAAAAAUUAAUAAAUUGUUCAGGACAUUUUGGUUAUAUAGAAUUAAAUUAUCCUGUUUUUCAUAUUGGAUAUUAUAAAUAUAUUAUUCAUAUAUUAUAUUGUAUAUGUAAAACAUGUUCGCAUUUAUUAUUACCAUUAGAAAAAAUUGAAUUUUUUUCUAACUUAAAAAAAAAAAAAAAUAUUGAUGAUUCACUUUUUAAAAGACAAUUUUUUAAAAGAAUAUUAAACAUCUGUAAGAAAGUUAACAAAUGCUAUAGAUGUGGAAGUCCACAAGGUGUUAUUAAAAAAAUAAUAAAACCAAGUUUGGAUCAAUUCAUGAAAUUAAAACAUAUCGUUAAAGUAAAAGAGAAUGGAAAACAAGUUAUAAAGGAAGAAGAUUUAAAUAGUUUAUAUGUAUUAAAAUUAUUUAAAAAUAUAAAUCCAUUUUAUAUAAAAUUAUUAAAUAUAGAAAAUCCAGAAAAACUUAUUAUUACUACAUUGAUAGUACCACCAAAUACAAUAAGACCAUCAGUAAUUAUAGAUGAGCAUGGUACAGCAGAAGAUGAUUUAACAUGUAUAUUAUCAGAAAUUGCACAAUUAAAUAAUACUAUAAAUAAUCAAUCAGCUAAUGGUUAUCAAACUAAUCAAUUUCUAGGAAACAUUGAAUUUUUACAAUUACAAGUUACUAGAUUUAUAAAUAGUGAUUCACCAGCUGUUUCUCAACUAUUAGCAACCCAAAAUAUUUCGAAACCAGGUAGAGGAAUAUGUCAAAGAUUAAAAGGGAAAGAAGGUAGAUUUAGAUGUAACUUGUCAGGAAAAAGGGUUGACUUUUCAAGUAGGACUGUCAUAUCUCCUGAUCCAAACAUUUCAAUAGAUGAGGUGGUUAUACCUAAGAUAAUAGCAAUGAGAUUAACUUAUCCUGAAACUGUUAAUAAAUAUAAUAUAGAAAAAUUAAAAAUGCUAAUAAGAAAUGGUUCGAAUGUUUGGCCAGGGGCUAAUUAUAUUAUAAAAAAAAAUGUUAAUAUGAAUUAUGGUGAAGGUGGGAAAAUUGGAAAUUCAAUUAUAGAUAUAGUAAAACGUUAUGUUAAAAGGAGUAGAGAAGUAAAUACAAGCUUUAAUAGAAAUAUAAAUCAUGAACAAAAUCAAACUAGUAGUAAUAAUAAUUUUGGUGCAAAUAGAAUUAGUUUAAAAUAUGCAAAUAAAAAAUAUUUAAUUGAUAAUUUAAAAAUUGGUGAUAUAGUAGAAAGACAUAUAUGUGAUGGUGAUAUUGUAUUAUUUAAUAGACAACCAUCUUUACAUCGUAUGUCAAUUAUGUGUCAUAAAGCUCGAGUUAUGGAUUAUAAAACAUUUCGUUUUAAUGAAUGUGUAUGUAGUCCAUAUAAUGCAGACUUUGAUGGAGAUGAGAUGAAUUUACAUGUACCUCAAACAGAAGAAUCUAGAGCAGAAGCUUUAUAUCUAAUGAAUGUAAAACAUAAUUUAAUUACUCCAAAGAAUGGGGAAGUAAUUAUUGCUUUAACACAAGAUUUUUUAUCUGCUUCUUAUGUGAUUACAAAUAAAGAUACAUUUCUUGAUAGGGAUUUAUUUUGUUUAUUGUGCUCCUAUUUUUCAGAUGCAAAAAUUGAUAUUGAAUUACCUGUACCAGCAAUAUUAAAACCAAAGGAAUUAUGGACAGGGAAACAAUUAAUAAGUGUUUUAAUAAAACCAAAUAAAAGUGAAAAUACAAUAAUAAAUUUUGAAAUGAAAGAAAGAGAAUAUUCAACAAAAAAUGGAGAUUUAAAAUAUUUAUCACGAGAUGAUUCUUAUGUUUGUUUUUAUAAAUCAGAAUUAAUUUGUGGGUCAUUAGGAAAAAAGGUUCUUGGUGCAUCUAAAUAUGGACUUUUUUAUUAUUUAAUACAUAAUAAUUCAACUCAAGUGGCAUUACAAAUAAUGAAUCGAUUUUCAAAAUUAAGUAGUCGAUAUUUUUCAAAUAAAGGUAUGACUAUUGGUAUUGAUGAUGUAACGCCAUCUCGUAUAUUAACUGAUAAAAAGAGAGACUUACUUUUAAAUGGAUAUGAAAAAGUAAAUAAAGAAAUAAUGCUUUAUAAUGAAAAAAAAAUGCAAAUACAACCAGGAUGUACAUUAGAAGAAACAUUAGAAAUUAAAGUAAAAAGUAUUUUAGAUGAUUUACGUAAUGAUGCAGGUAGAACAUGUAAUCAAUAUUUACCAUAUUUAAAUAAACCUUUAAUUAUGUUUAAUUCUGGAGCAAAAGGUGCAUUAAUAAAUAUAGCACAAAUGAUUGCAUGUGUCGGACAGCAAAAUGUAUCGGGGCAAAGAAUACAAAAUGGAUUUAUUAAUAGAACAUUACCACAUUUUAAUUUUCAUUGUAAAGGAUCAGAAAGUAGAGGGUUUGUUCAAAAUUCUUUUUAUACAGGAUUAAAUCCAACCGAAUUUUUUUUUCAUACAAUGUCAGGAAGAGAAGGAUUAGUAGAUACAGCUGUCAAAACUGCUGAAACUGGUUAUAUGCAAAGAAGACUUAUGAAAGCGUUAGAGGAUUUAUCUAUACAUUAUGAUUAUUCGGUUAGAUCAUGUGAUAAACAAAUUAUACAAUUUAUAUAUGGAGAUGAUGCAUUAAACCCAUCAUACAUUGAUAGUAAUCAUACAUAUAUGGAUCAAUUUGAUAAAGUUUUUAAUCAUAUAAUUUCGAUAUCUCCUAGUCAUACAUUAUUUUUAUAUCAAUCACGAAAAAAGCAACAAGAUGAUUUAUUAGAAAAUUCUAAAGAAAUACAAAAAGAUAAUUAUAUUACUAGCGAUUCAGAUGAGGAAACAAGAUGUAAUAAAAAUUCUUUGAACCCAUUUGAUUCUACUCCAUUUUCAGAAAGUUUUCAAAGAAAUUCAUCUUUCUUAUCAAAAAUAAUUAACAAAAUUUUGGAAAAAAUGAAAGAAAUAGAUGAAGAUCACAUACUUAUACCUUUGGAGCAUGAUGUAGAGUUUGUUGGGAAAGUUCUUGGUGAAAAUUGUAACGAACUAAAUUGUGAUAGAGCCGAAGAAAGUUUAGGUUUAUCUAAAAAAAAUCAAACAAUACUUCCAUCAAAUAAGGUUAAAGAAAUAGCAUAUCAUCUUAACCAGUACAGAAACAUUGUUGAAUGUAUAAACAUAUUAAAAAAAAAAUCGUAUAUAAAAAAUAAUGAUAUAAAUAAUAGUGAUAUAGUAUUUUUGAAUGAAAUAGAACGAAGAUAUUUAAAUAGUAAAUAUAAUAAAAUGAGUAAAAAUAUUAGAAAAAAAAUUGAAAUUGUUAAUAAUAUAUAUAUAAAAGAAAAGAAUAAAAUAAAUAAAAUAAAAGAAAAAUUAAAAGAUGAAUAUUUUUAUCCAUCAAUGGAUGAUUCGAAUUUCAUCAAGCAGUUAAUGAGGAUUGCAACAAAAGAAUUUAAUGAAACAGAUGAUGCAACAAACAAAGGAAUACUAUCUAAAAUGCAUUUAUAUAAAGAUGGGAAUAAUAAUAAGAAUAUUUCUUAUAAUCAAUAUAUACAAAAUAAUAUAAACAUUAAUAAAAAUAUAAAAAAUGAAUAUAUAGAAAUAUUUGAUAAGAUAAGUGAGUGUGAAUUAUUAUAUGAGAAUAAAUGUUACAAACAAAUGAUUAAAAAUAUUAUAGCAUUUGUUAGUGUUUUUGAAAUAGUAUGUGAUGUUAAACAACAUUAUAUAUUAUUUCCAUAUGAAAUAUUAGCAUGGACAAAUUUUUUAUUAAGUUAUGUUACUGAAACAAUUCCUUUAAAUAUUUAUUCUCACACAAAUAUAUCAAAAAGAGAAAAUCCAACACAUCAAAAAAAUACAAAAACUAUGAAAAUAUAUAUUGAAGAAAUAAAAAAAUGGCUAUUAUUAAAGACUAUAAAUAUAUACAAAUUUUUUAAAUAUAAAAAAGGUGUUGAAUUAAUUAAAAAAAAUGAUUAUUAUAAUUUUGUAGAACUAAAUGGAAAAUCUAAUUCUUAUGAUCCAUCUUAUAGAUCUAUGAUAUAUGAUUAUUCAUUUAUAAAUUUAAAACAGUUAUAUAUAUUUAUUUAUUUUAAUAUUUCCAAAUAUUUCAAGUAUAUAUCAUCUCCUGGAGAUGCAGUCGGAUCAAUUUCUGCGCAAUCAAUUGGUGAGCCUGGUACACAAAUGACUUUAAAAACUUUUCAUUUUGCUGGGGUAGCUAGUAUGAAUGUUACUCUUGGUGUACCACGUAUAAAAGAAAUAAUAAAUGCAUCGAAUGUAAUUCAAACUCCAAUAUUAAACAUCCCUUUACGUAUAAAAGAUAAUUAUAAUUUUGCUUUAAUGAUGAAAUCGAAACUUGAAAAAACAUCAAUAAGAGAUAUAUGUGAAUAUAUAAAAGAAAUUUAUUGUCCUAAAGGUAUAUUUAUAUCUAUAAAAUUUAAUGAAGAUCUUAUACAAAAAUUAUUUUUAAAUAUUAAUGCAUAUACUAUUAGAGAUGUUAUAUUAAAACAAACACAUAUUAGUAAAAUUAAAAUAAACAAAAUAUAUAUUGAUGUUAUAAAUAACUAUAAAUUACAUAUUUCUAUAAAAAAUGAUGAAUUUAUAUUUUUUCAAAUCGAAUCAUUGAAAAAGGGUUUAUUAGAUUUGUUAGUAUAUGGCGAUAAAGAUAUCAAGCGAUGUAUAAUCAAAAAAGAGGAAGUUGAAGUAACAGAUGAUGAAGGGGAAGAAAAUAAUGACAAUGAAUUAGAAAACAAAAUAAAUCCAUUUAUAAAUAAUACACAAAAUAUGUUUGACACUAAAACGGUGAAACAAACAACCGAUUGUAAUGAAAACAAUUUGGAAAAGGAAGAACAACAUAUGAAAGUAGAAAAAGUAGAAAAUGUGAUAGAUCCAUCGAACAAUCAAUUGAAAGAGGAUCAUAAUUACGCAAAACAAUUUGAAAAUGAGCAAAUAAAAAUAGACCAAAAAAGUGUAAAACAAUAUGAUGGUGAUAGUCCCACUUUCUGUGAUACCAGCUCAAAAGAUGACGAGCAAAUGAUUGACCUCAGCACAGUCAACCUUGAUACCUUAAACUUUGAUGAAAUAAAUGUUGAAAAUAUAAAUGAUGAUAAAAUUGAAAUGUAUGAUGAAGAAUAUUAUGAUUCAUCAAAUGGUUUAAAGGAUAAAGAUAAUUAUUAUCAAAAAAAGCAAAAAAAAAAAAAAAAAAAAACACAAUAUUCAAUAUUAGUCGAAGGAAAUGCCCUAAAUUAUAUUCUUGGUUUAGAGGGUGUCGAUUUCAAGCAUAUUAUAUCAAAUCAUGUCAUUAAUGUUUUUCAGGUAUUAGGAAUCGAAGCAGCAAGAGUAACUAUAAUAAAUGAAAUUAAAAAAUGUAUUGAAGCAUAUAGUAUUGACAUAGACAUACGACAUAUCAUGUUGUUAGCUGACAUAAUGGCCUUCACAGGAGAGAUUUUAGGUAUAAACAGAUUUGGUAUACAAAAGGCCCGUCAAAGUACAUUAAUGUUGGCAUCAUUUGAAGAAACAAAUGAGCAUUUGUUUGUUUCAUCAUUUUUUAAAAAUAACGACGAAAUUAAUAAUAUUAGUGAAAGUAUAAUAGUAGGAAAAAAUAUUCCAAUCGGAACUGGUUCAUUCGAGCUCCUUUAUGAUUACAAACAGCCCAAUGAACAGAAAAAUUUAACUUUACUGGAACGAGCAGAAAGAGAACUGAAAAAUAAUUAA
Plasmodium vinckei vinckei is the source of this 5910-nucleotide messenger RNA. RefSeq names its product DNA-directed RNA polymerase III subunit RPC1, putative. The coding region runs from base 1 to 5910 and encodes 1969 amino acids. Gene Ontology annotation, biological process: DNA-templated transcription. Gene Ontology annotation, molecular function: DNA binding; DNA-directed RNA polymerase activity. The record is from RefSeq and is a predicted model, not a curated record. NCBI's taxonomy places the organism in Eukaryota, Apicomplexa, Aconoidasida, Haemosporida, Plasmodiidae. The transcript is spliced from 4 exons.